GAUCACUGACCCACUGAGGAAGGAGAAGAACCAAGUAUGAGUCAGAAGAGAUCGCUUCUCUCAGUCAGUCCAAAAUGCCUUGUAAACUGCUAAAUCUAUGUGAGUAUGAAACACAUAAACUGGUCCGAAUACAAAGUGUAAGGCUCGGAUCGCUGAAAUGGACAUUUAACGGAGUCAUACUGAUGUUCAUCUGGUGAGUAGGCUAUUCUGCAGAAGGAUUUAGCUUGCGGUAAUAACGGUAAUAGACGACGAACGCCCACGCGCCUUGACUGAUCAAGAAUGUGUGCAUGAAAAUAAAGUAUGAAUGUUUUAUAUAAUGAUUUCAUUGUAAAAUAAUUAUGUAUUACAUGCAUCAAUUGUAUUUACUAUUUAUUUUAAAUUGUUUACCAUCCAUCCACUUGUAGCCUUACCAAUAGUAUUUUAAAACGAUCAGGGAUAUAUAUAUAUAUUUAAAAAAAAGUAGGCUAACUUACUCCAAUUUGCAACAUACCAUGAUCAAAUAUUGUUUUAUAUUGUAGCAUUAUGAUGCUCUGGAACAAGGAGUACCAAGAACAUGACUAUGUGGUCAGCUCUGUUACUGCUAAGGUCAAGGGAGUGGCCUUGACCAGUUUACCAGAUGUUGGUGCUAUAGUAUGGGACGUUGUGGAUUACAGUGGACCAUCACAGGUGUGUGUGUGUGUGUGUGUGUGUGUGUGUGUGUGUGUGUGUGUGUGUGUGUGUUAUGUGUGUGAGAGAGAGUGAGAGAAUAUUCUUGUUUUAUUGUUGUAUAUUAUACACAUAUUACAUUUGUGAUAUACAUGCACAUAUUUUUACAUUGGUUCUGACUUUCUAUACAUUUGUUUGACUUUCUGUUUAAGGGAAAGAAUUCAUUUUUUGUGGUGACCAAUGUCAUUGUUACAAAAGAACAAAGGCAAGGAAAAUGCCCUGAGGUAGAGUGCCAGUAGGAAGUCCCUCUCCAAUUCCUCUACAUUCUAAUGUCUUAUAUAAUUUAUAUUAACCAGACUAUUUGAUGACUAGAACCCACUAAUCUCCUAGGAGUGUUUAUAUUACAGGUCCCUCCUUAUGGAAAAGUGUGUCAGACAGACAAGGACUGUGCAAAGGGGUUCUGGGAUCAGCACAGUCACGGUACAACUACAACUGUCUAGAACUUCUCCCAUGAUCCUUCUCCUCUGUUUGUGUAAUCUCUAUCUGGUGAUACCAUUAGUUCUUGCAUGGAUGGGAGGAAUUUGUCCCUGAUGUGUUGAGGUUUCAGACGGUCAGCUCUGCUCUGGGUUCUUUACUAUAGGCAGAUACAUUAUUGUUAUAUACGUUUAUACAGUAGUAGUAAACAUGUAGACACAUGAUAAUAGAACAUCUAAGAUAAUAGUUAGUAUUUUUUGUCAUGUGAACCAUACAAUAAUUCAAAUGUUGCUUUCCUCAUUAGGGGUUCAGACAGGUGCAUGUGUGAAGUUUGAUGUGACACGAAAAACAUGUGAGGUGUCUGCAUGGUGCCCCAUAGAGACCAAGAAAAAGCCCCCCAAGUAAAUAUGCUCACUAUUAUUGUUUUCUCAGCAUCAGUUUUAUGUGAUUUUAUUUUAUUGCAUUUAUGUGUGUCUGUCCUCUUUCUCUCAUCAAAUUCAUUGUGAUUUGAUUUGUGGUCUCUUCAGAGGUUAGUUACUCAGUAAAUAAUGUUAUCUUCUCUUCUACAUAGACCACUGUCCGACAGCUAUAUUUAUACUUCAGUUCCUCUAAUGUGGAGGAAGUUCACUUUGUUAGUGCUGCAUGUGUAUAUAGAGUCAAAUAUGCCAAGGAACAUUGUUUCACAGUAGUUUCACAGAAACUUUGAAGUGAAAAUGAAACCGUCUGCUGUAAAAAAUUAUUGUUUUCACAACUAUGCUUCAAUAAUGCAAUUGAUGACUGCUCUGACAUCUAGGCCUGCUCUCUUGGCAUCAGCUGAGAACUUUACAGUCCUCAUCAAAAACAACGUCAGAUUCCCAAACUUUAACUUCAUGAGGUGAGACAGUCCAAUUCAAUAUCAAUUAAUUUCACUUUUUUGUUUGCACACCACAGUUCUCAAGUAUAUUAUAUUCAGAGUAACCUUUACCACCUUUACAGAUGUAGGAUCUUAAUUUGAACACCCAGUUGCAGGAUAACUUUCCUGCAAUGCAGGACAUUUAAAACGUGUAGUGUAUUUGAGGUUUAAACAUUUUAAAGGCUUCAGACGUUUGUAAUUUCCACUUUGACAUUUCAGACUUGAUUUUCCAUAAGGAAAACCCCUACAAAAAUGGCCAUUAAUUAUAAUCCAUAUAAUAAUUCAAAUUUCCUCUUGCUGCAGGAUUACAGUGGGGAAAAAAGUAUUUAGUCAGCCACCAAUUGUGCAAGUUCUCCCACUUAAAAAUAUGAGAGAGGCCUGUAAUUUUCAUCAUAGGUACACGUCAACUAUGACAGACAAAAUGAGAAAAAAAAAUCCAGAAAAUAGGAUGUAGGAUUUUUAAUGAAUUUAUUUGCAAAUUAUGGUGGAAAAUAAGUAUUUGGUCAAUAACAAAAGUUUCUCAAUACUUUGUUAUAUAUACCCUUUGUUGGCAAUGACACAGGUCAAACGUUUUCUAUAAGUCUUCACAAGGUUUUCACACACUGUUGCUGGUAUUUUGGCCCAUUCCCCCAUGCAGAUCUCCUCUAGAGCAGUGAUGUUUUGGGGCUGUCGCUGGGCAACACGGACUUUCAACUCCCUCCAAAGAUUUUCUAUCGGGUUGAGAUCUGGAGACUGGCUAGGCCACUCCAGGACCUUGAAAUGCUUCUUACGAAGCCACUCCUUCGUUGCCCGGGCGGUGUGUUUGGGAUCAUUGUCAUGCUGAAAGACCCAGCCACGUUUCAUCUUCAAUGCCCUUGCUGAUGGAAGGAGGUUUUCACUCAAAAUCUCACGAUACAUGGCCCCAUUCAUUCUUUCCUUUACACGGAUCAGUCGUCCUGGUCCCUUUGCAGAAAAACAGCCCCAAAGCAUGAUGUUUCCACCCCCAUGCUUCACAGUAGGUAUGGUGUUCUUUGGAUGCAACUCAGCAUUCUUUGUCCUCCAAACACGAGUUGAGUUUUUACCAAAAAGUUACAUUUUGGUUUCAUCUGACCAUAUGACAUUCUCCCAAUCCUCUUCUGGAUCAUCCAAAUGCACUCUAGCAAACUUCAGACGGGCCUGGACAUGUACUGGCUUAAGCAGGGGGACACGUCUGGCACUGCAGGAUUUGAGUCCCUGGCGGCGUAGUGUGUUACUGAUGGUAGGCUUUGUUACUUUGGUCCCAGCUCUCUGCAGGUCAUUCACUAGGUCCCCCCGUGUGGUUCUGGGAUUUUUGCUCACCGUUCUUGUGAUCAUUUUGACCCCACGAGGUGAGAUCUUGCGUGGAGCCCCAGAUCGAGGGAGAUUAUCAGUGGUCUUGUAUGUCUUCCAUUUCCUAAUAAUUGCUCCCACAGUUGAUUUCUUCAAACCAAGCUGCUUACCUAUUGCAGAUUCAGUCUUCCCAGCCUGGUGCAGGUCUACAAUUUUGUUUCUGGUGUCCUUUGACAGCUCUUUGGUCUUGGCCAUAGUGGAGUUUGGAGUGUGACUGUUUGAGGUUGUGGACAGGUGUCUUUUAUACUGAUAACAAGUUCAAACAGGUGCCAUUAAUACAGGUAACGAGUGGAGGACAGAGGAGCCUUUUAAAGAAGAAGUUACAGGUCUGUGUGAGCCAGAAAUCUUGCUUGUUUGUAGGUGACCAAAUACUUAUUUUCCACCAUAAUUUGCAAAUAAAUUCAUAAAAAAUCCUACAAUGUGAUUUUCUGGAUUUUUAUUUCUCAAUUUGUCUGUCAUAGUUGACGUGUACCUAUGAUGAAAAUUACAGGCCUCUCUCAUAUUUUUCAGUGGGAGAACUUGCACAAUUGGUGGCUGACUAAAUACUUUUUUUCCCCACUGUAUUUUCCUGCUGUAGCAAACUGGCUCAAAUUAAGAUCUUACAUCUGUCAUAAUCAUAUGGAAAACAAGCACAUUCUUCAAUUCAGUGAAAGUGGAUCUAACUGAUGCGUUUUUGUCUUACAGAAGGAACAUCCUCCCUGAGAUGACGGAAAGCUACCUGAAGCGCUGCCAGUUUAACAGGCAUACAGACCCCUCAUGCCCCAUCUUCCGUCUGGGGGACAUUGUACAAGAGGCCAGAGAAAACUUCUCAGAGAUGGCAGUUGAGGUGGGCUGCUCUGUUAGAGGGAGUUUCUCAAACAACCACAAACUUUCACAUAAACUAACUCUAUGACCCUCAAUUAUGGAUGUCACUCACUGUUGUCUGCAUCAAUUUUGGCACUGCACAUACUGGCAUUUCAUAACGUUGGACAUAUUUGAUUACUUAAUGAUCUACAGAAUUAUGGUCUGGAUUCAAUCCGUACCUGCGUAAAAAUGUUAAGGUAAUUUCCGAUUGAGCCGACAUUUUUGACAUUUUAGUCAUUUAGCAGACGCUCUUAUCCAGAGCGAUUUACAAUUAGUGAGUGCAUACGUUUUUCAAACUGGCCCCCCUGUGGGAAUCGAACCCACAACCCUUGCGUUGCAAGCGCCAUGCUCUACCAACUGAGCUACAGGAGGGCCAAUGCGCAGCGUUUACCGUGACUGCAGUCUCCACAAACGCGGGAACAUUGCCUUUAAAUUUAAAUCGAGAUAUAACGCGGCUGUUCCGCGAUACUUCGGCGAUACGGAUUGAAUCUAGCCCUAAAUCACCUUAAUUACGUCAGAUUACAUGAUUGUCAGGUUGAUGUAAAACAAGUUGAGUAGAUCGUCUCCACCAUGCUCUCUCACCAAAGGGUGGGGUCAUUGGGAUCCAAAUCAAGUGGGAUUGUAACCUGGACGGGUUCUUGCGGAACUGUCUGCCCAAAUACUCCUUCCGCCGGCUGGAUGAGAAGGAGAGCAAUAGAACACUGUACCCUGGUCUCAACUUCAGGUAAAUGUGACAGGCCUUGUUCUUGAGGCCAGUGGUCAUGUCAUAGGUCAUACAUGGUCAGCUGACCCAUGUCAAAUUAUGGAAAGCUGUCAAUCAAUAGUGCUAUAGACAUUUGUAAUUUUAUAUAUCAGUGCAAUCCAGAUAUUACAUUGUUUAACCUACUACUUGUGUUGGCAGGUUUGCCAGAUAUCAGAUAGAGAAAGGUGUUGAGGAGAGAACCCUGUUUAAAGCAUUUGGGAUCAGGUUUGAUGUCAUGGUGUUUGGAAAGGUUUGUAUGACUCAGUAAGUCUCAUAAUUUAAACCUCCAAUAAUAAUGAUGGUAAUCUUGUGAAUGUGCAUUUUUUAUUUUAAAUAUAUUUUACCCCCUUUUUCGUUGCAAUUCCCCAAUGGGCUCGGGUGGCGAAGGUCAAGUCAUGCAUCCUCCGAAACAUGACCCACCAAACCGCACUUCUUAACACCCUCCCGCUUAACCGGGAAGCCAGCCGCACCAAUGUGUAGGAGGAAACACAGUUCAACUGACGACCGAGGUCAGCCUGCAGGCGCCCGGCCCACCACAUGGAGUCGCUAGAGCGCGAUGAGCCAAGUAAAGCCCCCCCGGCCAAACCCUCCCCUAACCCGGACGACGCUGGCCCAAUUGUGAUACAGCCCGGAAUCUAACCCGGGUCUGUAGUGACGUCUCUAGCACUGCAAUGCAGUGCCUUAGACCGUUGCGCCACUCGGGAGGCUGCAUUUAUUAUUCUAAUUAAUGAAAAUCAGAAAAAUACAAAUGGUAAUUUAUAUCAUGAAUGUUCUUUUAAGGCAGGAAAAUUCAGCAUAAUCCAACUGAUCAUCUUUAUUGGAUCAACUCUAUCAUAUUAUGCACUGGUGAGUGUUAUUCAGCUAUUUUUAUCCAACUUGUUUCAAAUGCAAAACUAAUAACAGGCAAAGUAAAGGACAAUGAUUGUGAUUUUUCAUAGACCACUGUAUUCAUCGACUGGCUCAUUGGGACCAGCUGUUACUCUAAAGAAGCCAGACAGAACUACUCAGAGAAGAAGGUUGAAUCUGUUCAGGACAGACAGCAGGUAGGAGUGGGAUGGCAUUCCCCACUGAGGAUUAUACAAACCCACAGCAAGAUUUUCAUUAUCAUUGGCUGAAUUGUUUGAGGUAAAUAUGUGGUGAGACGCUGAACAAUGAGACUAUUCUUCUUCUAUGUUCCAGUGCAUUCUCUGUGUCUCGUUUGUGGACGAGAACCAUAUAAGAGUGGUGAAAAGAUCACAUAAGAAAAGUUUACAACAAGUGAAGCCCAUCUCCAUUCACCCAUGCAAGGUUAGCAUAACUGUGUUUUCCCCAAUGCAGUGCCAUUCUCACCCCGAUACAACAGAUACUCUAAAGAUGUCACUUUUAAGCUCACUUUGUUAUCCUCCUCGUCUUUUAUACAGUAAGUCAGUAUGGUAAUACAUGCAUAUUGUAUCAGUGCAUAUGACUAAUUUGAUAUGUAUUGCACACUUGUUGCCAGGAUGACACAGGGCACCUAAGUGCCAUGGUUGGUGUAUUGCAGAAAGGGAACAUCGUAGACAAGCAGCCCCAGGUUCUCCCCCGGCCCAACCGUCCAGCCUGGUGUCUGUGUGGCUGCUGUCUUCCUUCCACCCAUCCCCAGGAGCAGCUGUGCUGCAGACAGAGCAGUGGUCGCUGCAUCACCACCUCCUCCCUGUUUGAACAGCUGGUGCUGAGUCGGCCCUUGUUGGAUAUAGUGCUGCUGUACAGGGAGCCUCUCUCUGACCUGACCGAGGGGGAGCAGCGGAUCGCCGCCCUUCGCCACUGCGCCUACAGACAGUACAUCAGCUGGAGAUUCGGGGCCCCACUCAGAGAAAGCAUCCCUGUCAUGCCCAGUUGUAGUUUGUGGAGAAUCAGAGAAGAGUACCCCAGCCAAGAUGGAGAGUACACUGGUCUGAGGCCCAGGAGAACUACCUCUCACCAGUCCGGCCCUAACACACAGCUUUAGGGAAGAGGAAGAGUCAGUGUUAUAGAAAGCUCCAUCAGAGAUUGGUCCUCAUAAUGUAGCGACUGUACAACGCAUUUGAACUGGUGUAUUGAUCUAAUCUUCCAUUCAGCAUUAAGGUUAACAUUUUCAACCGGAACAUUAUCUUCGCCUGUAGAUAUUGUGUCCAUCCAUCCCACUGUGUAGGGACCAUCAAUAAUGAAGAGGGAAAUAACGUAAUAGACUUUAUCUUAGCUGACACUGAACAGGAGCUAACUGGAUGUGGGAAUUGCUUUAUCUUUCCUUUGACUGUCUACUUACAUGUGACUUAUUUCAAUUAUUUGUUAUAUUGGAACAUAUGUUUUUUACCAUGUGCAAUAAAUGUAACUUUGAAAAUAUUGUUGACUUGAUAACGUAAUUUCACAACUUCUCUAGUUCUUGUGUGCAUACAGCAGUACAUACCGUUUUCAUGCAGCCAUUGGAGUGAAUGAACAGCAGGUUAAUUAUGCCUAUUUUCAGAUAUGGUAAAUUUGCCAAAUGAGCCCGGGUCAGUUGUAAUUUUCAUACUAGCCAUGAAAAUGAUUUGACUAUUAUCUCAGCAGGCUGUGACACCUCUUUACCUCUUUUAUCACCCUCAUUGCUAGUUUUCUACAGUGUAACCAGAACUCUGAAGAUGGGCUGCUGCAGCUGUCAGAGCUGCCACAGCUGUUUCUUUGAAUAUGAAACACCAAGAAUGAUUGUGGUGAAGAGCAAAGUAGUGGGAUCUGUCUUCAGAUUAAUCCAGUUUCUGAUCAUCUUUUAUGUGAUUGGGUAAGUUGGGGAUUCAAUUAUUUUGUUUCUUAUAUUAAAAAGCCAGUGUUCCACUACAUUUAGUCAGAGUGGAAGUGUGAAUUUAUCACUUUGUCUCUACACCUGUGUCCCCUUGUGUCCUGUUACACUAUAGCUAUGUCUGUGUGGUGCAGAAGUCCUACCAGGAAACAGACUCAGUGAUCAGUUCUGUCACAACCAAGGUGAAGGGCACAGGCUUCACCAACACCUCUGAUCUGGGCGCCCGUGUGUGGGACGUGGCUGAUUACAACAUCCCCCCUCAGGUACAGUGGUUGAAAAAGUACCCAGUUGUCAUACUUGAGUAAAAGUAAAGAUACCUUAAUAGAAAAUGACUCAAGUAAAAGUCUAAAAGUAUUUGGUUUUAAAUAUACCUAAGUAUCAAAAGUAAAAGUACAAAUCAUUUCAAAUUCCUUAUAUUAAGCAAACCAGAUGGCGCCAUAUUAUCGUUUUUUAAAUCUACGGAAAGCCAGGGGCAAACUCCAACACUUAAUUUACAAACUAAGCAUGUGUGUUUAGUGAGUCUGCCAGAUCAGAGACAGUAGGGAUGACCAGGGAUGUCUUGAUAAGUGUGUUAAUUGGACCCUUUUCCUGUCCUGCUAAGCAUUCAGUACUUUGGGGUGUCAGGGAAAAGGUAUGGAGUAAAAAGUACAUUAUUUUCUUUAGGAAUGUAUAAAUAGUAAAGUAAAGUACAGAUCCCCCCCCCCCCAAAAAAAAAAAAAAAAACUUAAGUAGUACUUUAAAGUAUUUUUACAUAAGUACUUUACACAACUGCUCGGGUAGCAUCCUAUACUCCAUACACUAUCUGCAGUGUAUCACUUUUUUGUUCGUUUGAGUUCAGAUUGUAUUGGUAACUGUUUUUGUAUAGAAAGAUAAUUUGUUUUUGGAAAAUGUGUUCUGUCUGGCAGGGUGAGAGUUCUUUCUUUGUGUUGACCAACAUGAUUGUCACCCCCAAUCAAACUCAAUCGAGCUGUCCAGAGGUAAGCUGUUGAUUUCUCAUUUAAAAGACAUUGAAAUGUGUAAGUCUAUAUUGUAAAAUGUGUAUUUAUUGUUUGAAUUAAACACUACUUAAAAUGUCCAGUGAAAUGUUAAGUUGGACUGUAUUUAUACUUAAAUAAUACAUUGACUUAGAAGAUAUGCUUUAUACAACCAUUAUUUCAAUGGUAAUCAAAAAGUAUUUGAAUGAUAGUGAAAUGCGAUCCUGUAUCUUCUUAAGCUCCCAAACCAAUCCACCAUUUGCAUGUCAAACAGUGACUGCUUAGAGGGAUCCAGUGAUGUUCGUGGAAACGGUAGGUCUUCUUGCCUUGCUGAUGAGUCCUUGUAAAAUUGUUAACAAGGGCAGCAACCAGCAGGGAGAUAGCUGAAACAUUCAUUCAGGGUUUCGUAAGAAAAUAAAUAUCUACUGCUCCAGAGAAAAUUAUCCUGAAAUUCAAUUAUAUUUUCAGAAUCAUCCUGCAACAUAUUUGAUUAACUAAACAGCAAUGUUUUCUAAUCCUAUUACUCUGUUAAAAGGUAUCCAGACAGGGCUAUGCAUGAACUACUCAGAGACUGUCAAUACAUGUGAAGUGCUAUCUUGGUGUCCUCUUGAAAUAGACACUAACUUACCUGAGUAAGUAAGAACAAAUUAUAAUAUGAUUCAUGAGGGUAUACUCAUGGGGCAAGGUAUUAUAAGUGUAAAGCAUGUUGUAUCAUAGACAGGCACUGCUGGCUGCAGCAGAGAACUUCACGGUGCUAAUCAAGAACAGUGUGACCUACCCCAAAUUCAACUUUCACAAGUGAGUCAUGUUUGUUUGUUUCACCUAAAUGAAACAUGAAAAGGAAUAAAGGCAGGACACCUGCUUGAGUUUUACUUUUUUCUGCAGAACACCUAAUAAUUUCUCUUUGGUCUCUUGCAGAAGAAACAUUUUGUCUGAUGUUAACUCUUCAUAUCUGAAGCAAUGUGAAUUCAAUCGCAUAACAGACCCUGACUGUCCCAUCUUCCGCCUCAAAGACAUGGUCUCUGAAGCUGAGGAGGACUUUCAGACCAUGGCUAUCAAGGUAUAACAUUUAACUGUACACUCUCCUCUUAGGUCACUUACAAGCCUUGAUUCUGCAUAAGCCCAUUCUAGAUAUUCCUGUAGUUAUUCUCAAUGCUGUGUUUGGUUUAUGUUGCAAUUGAAUGGGAGGGGGCUUUAAUCAUCCUUGUCCAUCAGGCCACAUUUUGGCAGUGGUGUCACUCAUUGGUAUAUCAAAUUACACAUUUAAAUAGAUGAAUUUGAAAUGAGUCUAUAUGGUUCUUAAGGGUGGUGUUCUUGGGAUUGUGAUUGACUGGAGCUGUGACCUGGACUGGCCUGAACAUUACUGUGGCCCUAAGUACUCCUUCCGCAGGCUAGACAACAAAAUUCCUGAAAACAACGUAGCCCCUGGAUACAACUUUAGGUGAGAUCAAUGAACCUGUGGACACAAUACUGUUAGAGAAUAAAUACAGCUUUUCAACAAGACUUAUUUCCACAGGUUUGCCAAGUACUACAAAACCACAGAUGGUAGGGAAACAAGAACAUUGAUCAAAGCAUAUGGAAUCCGGUUUGAUGUCAUUGUUUUUGGAACGGUGAGACUCAACAUAAAAAGCUAUCUAUUCUUCAACCACAGGAGUAGAAUACUUAAUUUUGACAAUGUAUGAGCUUUAUAUUCACAAGAUGGUAAAGGCAACAAUUGAUUGAGACCACCACAAUAAGGGUUUUAGUGUCAAAUGACAAAUAGGCCUACCUUGCUCUGCUGUUCUUUCUUUACAGGCAGGUAAAUUCAACAUGGUUCCGACCAUAGUGAAUGUAGGUGCAGCGCUUACGUUUCUGUCUUUGGUAAGUCCUGUUAACUGGGGCCAUCUCCAAACACUCAUUGUUUGUAAAGAAACAUUAAUUAUUAGUACCAUAAAGCACUUCUGAGAAAUGUUAGCCUGUUAAUACAGUGUAAUUUAAUUGUCAUUGUCAGUUUGAUAUAGUCAUGCAAGUGUGUACCCUUAGGUGGAUGCAGUUUGUAACUGGUUUCUCCUGACAUGCACAAAGAGAAGAGAUUACUACAGCAAACACAAAUUCACAUAUCUGGAUAACACUGAUGACGAUGCUGGUGAACCUGUGAGUUACUGACUCCUCAAACUCUUAUUCCCCUAUAUACAGUACCAAAGUAAACACCAGCAAUUAUCAGGGAAUACUUACAACAAUAAUUAUCACUAUUCUUUGCUUAACAACCUCAACUUGACUGUUAAUCAACUUUUUAAUUAUGCAGAUUUUACUUAAAUUAGUUGUAUAAAUCAUAUGUUAAUCUGCCAAAUUCUUAUUGGUCUGUACAGCUGGGAGAAACCACUUACGGGACCCAGUAGAUCCUGCACAGAGAAGUGGUCUGUUCACAUUGUGGGAGAAUGUUGAAUCCAUCUUCUUUUCUCCAGACCUCUACCUAUCUCCAAUCUCCAGCCCCUGCCCGCUAA
Molecule: messenger RNA, 11167 nt
Organism: Coregonus sp. 'balchen'
Lineage: Eukaryota; Metazoa; Chordata; Actinopteri; Salmoniformes; Salmonidae
Source: the annotation of a GenBank genome assembly